AUUAUGAAUUAUUGGUCAUUGAGGAACUGCCGGUGUGUGUAGUGUCUUCUGUCGAGGUGGCUGCAAGCCUAAAAAGGACAAGAAAGUGAGGACAAUCCUGAAACGGCCUCACCUACUUUUAACUUCAAGAGUAAAUUAUCCUGAAGAGAGAAAAUGGCUUACCACUGGCAAAGUAGGAACAAGAAGUCGAGUGGUGUGGAGGACAUGGUUCUUUUAGUAAAGAUACAAGAGUCCUCGAUUGUGGAGAAUCUUAAAAAGAGAUACAUGGAUGACUACAUAUUUACCUACAUUGGGCCUGUACUGAUCUCAGUGAAUCCUUUCAAGCAAAUGCCUUACUUUACUGACAGGGAAGUAGAGAUUUAUCAAGGAGCUGCGGCUUAUGAAAAUCCUCCCCACAUAUAUGCACUCUCAGAUGACAUGUACAGGAACAUGUUGAUAGAGAAUGAGAGUCAGUGUGUCAUCAUCAGUGGGGAGAGUGGGGCUGGUAAGACUGUUGCUGCCAAGUUCAUAAUGGGGUACAUUGCUAAGGUAUCUGGUGGUGGACAGGAUGUACAGAGAGUCAAGGAAGUUAUUUUGGAGUCUAAUCCUUUACUGGAGGCAUUUGGUAAUGCAAAGACUGUCAGGAACAAUAACUCAUCAAGAUUUGGUAAAUACGUUGAGAUUCAGUUCACAAGAGGUGGAGAGCCAAGAGGUGGCAAAAUCAACCAGUUCCUUUUGGAGAAGUCACGUGUUGUGAGUCAAAAUGAAGGAGAAAGAAGCUUUCACAUUUUUUAUCAACUAAUUUCUGGAGCUGAUGAUGACAUGAGAGAGGGUCUUGGUGUAGCCAAUGUUGACUAUUACUGGUACCUGAAUCAGACUGGUACUUACACUGUGGACGGGAUCGAUGACAAGAAGGAAUUCCAAGACACGCUGCAUGCUAUGGAGGUGAUGGGUAUUGUUGGUGACAGGCAAGGUGAUGUCUUCAAUAUUGUUGCUGGUAUUAUGCACUUGGGAAACAUUUCUUUCACUGAAAAGGGAAACUAUGCUGUACCUGAAGAUGAUGGAUUCCUACAGUUCCCUGCUUAUUUAUUGGGUGUUGAGCCAGCAGCUCUACAAGAGAAACUCACCGGUCGUAUAAUGGACAGUAAAUGGGGAGGAAAGACGGAGUCUAUUCGUGUCCAAUUGAACGUUGAGCAGGCUUGUUAUACUCGUGAUGCUCUCUCAAAGACACUCUACUCUCGUCUCUUUGAUUGGCUUGUGAAGAUGGUCAACACUGCCAUGAAGAAAGAUGGAUUGGAUAUUAAUAUUGGUGUUCUUGACAUUUACGGCUUUGAGAUAUUCAUGAAAAACGGAUUUGAGCAGUUUUGCAUUAACUUUGUGAAUGAGAAGCUACAGCAGAUCUUUAUUGAGCUGACUUUGAAGGCCGAGCAAGAAGAGUAUGUGUCUGAGGGGAUCAAAUGGACUCCAAUUGAUUACUUUAAUAACAAGAUAGUCUGUGAACUGGUGGAGAGCAAACGUCCACCUGGCAUCAUGUCCAUAUUGGAUGACAUUUGUUUCCAGAUGCACGGCCAGUCCGAAGGAGCUGACAUUAAACUCGUUGAAAAAUUAGGUGGUGAGCCAUUGCCUGGUAAGGAGUAUUAUGUUGGUUUCAGUGGAGGAUUCACUAUUCAGCAUUACGCUGGGAAGGUAACAUACGAUUGUAAUGGAUUCUGUGAGAAGAACAGAGAUGUAUUAUUCAAGGAUUGUAUUGAGUUGAUGCAGGCCAGCCAAAAUCAGUUCAUUCGUUCAUUGUUUCCUGAUGAUAUCAGUCCUGAUAAGAAAACCAGGCCAACUACUGCUGGUAGCAAGAUUAAGACUCAAGCCAAUGAUCUUGUUGGUCGUCUAAUGAAGUGUACUCCUCAUUAUAUUCGUUGCAUUAAACCAAACGAGACAAAGAAACCUCACGACUGGGAGGAAGACAGGGUAAGACAUCAAGUUGAGUAUCUUGGUCUUAAGGAGAAUAUCAGAGUCAGAAGAGCAGGCUAUGCCUUCAGAAGAGAGUUUGCUAAAUUCUUAAGAAGGUAUGCAUUACUAACUCCUGAGACUUAUCCUCGUUGGACUGGUCCAGUCCAGGAUGGUAUACGGCACUUGAUGAUGUCAGUCAACAUGGAGCCGGACCAGUGGCAGCUGGGCAAGACUAAAGUGUUUAUUAAGAGUCCUGAAUCAUUAUUCUUAUUGGAGGAGCUCAGAGAGAGGAAGUAUGAUGCUUAUGCUCGUAGGAUCCAGAAGGCAUGGCGUCGUCACCGGUCAGACCAGUACUACCAGACACUGAAGGAAAGAGCGUCUGAUAUAUUGUUGAAUAAGAAGGAGAGGAAGAGGUUGAGUAUUAAUAGGAAUUUUGUUGGUGAUUAUCUUGGGUUUGCUGAUGAUCCUGCCCUACGUGCUCUUGUUGGUAAACGUGAGAGGAUAGAGUUUGCCCAAACUGUCAAUAAAUACGACAGACGAUUCAAAUGCACCAAAAGAGAUCUUCUACUGUCAGCACAAUUUGUGUACCUCAUUGGUAGGGAAAAAAUAAAGAAGGGAUCACAUAAAGGUCAGUUUGUUGAAGUUGUGAAGAGGAAACUUCCACUUGAGACAAUAACAGCUGUAUCUAUGAGUCCCUUGCAAGAUGAUUUCUUUGUGAUUCAUGUUGCUAAUGAUUUUGAUUCAGUCCUGGAGUCUGUUCUUAAAACUGAAUUCCUGACUCUCCUCUCUGAGAAAUAUAAACACUUAACGCAAAACCAAUUGAAGUUCCAAUUCAACAACAAUAUAACAGUGACACUCAAGAAGGAGGAGUUUGACUGGAGAGGAGGGAACACUCGUACAAUGCAGUUCCAUCAAGCAGGAGGUGAUAAUCCUGUUCUCAAACUCUCAGGGAAGACUCUUCAAGUCUCCAUUGGUCCAGGAUUACCCAGCAGCACUAGACCAUCCCAUCAGAGACUCCCAGCUACCAAAGGAGGGAAGAGGCCAGGACUAGCAGCUCCUUCUUAUCAGCAACAAUCAAGAGGACCUCAACAGAAUUUGUCAGUAGCACAGAGAGGGAGAUCACCGAGUAAUAAGAGCAGUUUUGUUAAAGGA
Molecule: messenger RNA, 3075 nt
Organism: Amphimedon queenslandica
Lineage: Eukaryota; Metazoa; Porifera; Demospongiae; Haplosclerida; Niphatidae
Product: unconventional myosin-Ie
Exons: 26
Biological process (GO): actin filament organization; endocytosis
Cellular component (GO): actin cytoskeleton; cytoplasm; plasma membrane
Molecular function (GO): ATP binding; actin filament binding; microfilament motor activity
Source: RefSeq, a predicted model, not a curated record